Molecule: messenger RNA, 3385 nt
Organism: Pararge aegeria (speckled wood butterfly)
Lineage: Eukaryota; Metazoa; Arthropoda; Insecta; Lepidoptera; Nymphalidae
Gene: IntS4
Product: integrator complex subunit 4
Exons: 16
Coding region: 139-3018 (959 amino acids)
Biological process (GO): snRNA processing
Cellular component (GO): integrator complex
Source: RefSeq, a predicted model, not a curated record
GAAUUGAAUUGAAUUGAUUCUCAAGCCAACUCGUGUUGUAUGUACACAAAAGUGCACGAAAUUAUUUGUGAAUUAAAACUAUUAUCAAUUAAAACUCAGUGUGACCUUGGCUUAAUUUGAGAUAUAAUUGUUAAUGCAAUGGCGGCAGUUCUAAAAAAACGAGCCUUGGCUGAAUACAAUAAAUCAUUCCAGGAUGGUCCAGCUUCAAAGAAACUCCACCUUGUCAAAAAGCCACUCAUAGGAAGCUCAGCAGCUGCGUUUGUUGGCUUACUUGAAAAGUGCAAAUCAAGUGAUGAGGCCCUACAGUUACUACUCCGUAUAUCAGAUUGCCUUCAGUUUCAAGAAUCAGAUGUUGAGGAGGCAAUAAAGAAGCUUUCAGAACACUUCCAAUCAGAAGAAGAGUCGGUUGUAAGGGUUAAGAUACUGUGGUUAUUCAGUGAUAUUGGGCUGGAGUGCCCCGGAGCAAACCUGAACAAUUUAAUUGAUGAAACAAUACAUUUGAUUAAAAAUGAAACAUCGCAUAAGGUAAUAGCUCAAGGUAUUGCAACAUUAGUAAAACUAGGCAACAAACUAAGUGAGGACAAAAUCCUCAUGGCACGGCUAGUGAAUGUGGCAAGAGAUAAUUUGAAAGACACAAGUCACCAGGUCAAGUGUAGGUGUUUGCAGUUAAUGAGUGAAUUGUACCCAAUAUGCCCUGAGACUGAUAGAACUUUAGAAAUGACAGUAGAGUCAGAUGCUAUGGUUAAAUUGCUUGGAGACUACAGCAACGCAGAGGAUGCAAGGGUGCGUUGUGAAGCCUUCCAGUCACUACUGACAUUACAUGAGCGUGGGUUGACAAUUAGCUUUGACUUGUAUGAUCAAGUGUGUGCAGCACUCUCGGAUGACUAUGAAAUUGUGAGGGAAGUAGCUCUCAAACUUGUGUGGUUGAUGGGCAGCAAGUAUCCCGAAAAUACAGUGACAUUACAAGAUGGAGAAACAACAAUGAGACUAGUAGACGACGCGUUUAUUCGCAUCUGCUCAGCCGUUAACGACUUGUGCAUGCAAGUGCGGGCACUUUCGUGCUCUUUGCUCGGGACUACGCGGGCUGUGUCUGAUCGGUUCUUGUUGCAAACAUUGGAUAAACAGCUUAUGAGCAAUAUGAAGAAAAAGCGCACGGCUCACGAGCGCGGUGCUGAACUCGUGCGGUCAGGUGCGUGGGCGAGCGGGCGGCGCUGGGCGGACGACGCGCCCGGCCAGUUAAUAGAGCAGGCCGCCGUGCAAUUACUGCCAGGUGGCGCGGCGGGCGCAUUCGUGCACGGCUUAGAGGACGAGUUUAUGGAAGUGCGAACGGCAGCUGUAGAGGCAGUAUGCCAGCUGUCAAUGGAAAACCAAGUAUUCGCCAUUACAUCACUAGACUUCCUGGUGGACAUGUUCAAUGACGAGAUAGAGGAUGUACGUCUACGCGCUAUUGAUAGCCUUACACGCAUAUCUCACCACAUCGUGCUGAGAGAAGACCAGUUGGAAAUCAUUUUAGGAGCGCUAGAAGACUAUUCAAUGGACGUCAGGGAAGGGCUACACAGAAUGCUUGGCUCUUGUACAGUUGCUUCCAAAACUUGCCUCGAAAUGUGCAUCGACAAAAUACUCGAGAACCUCAAGCGAUACCCACAGGACAAAAGGUCGACGUUCCGUUGCGUACAACAAAUAGGCAGUAAACACGCGACCUUAGUGUUGCCGUUGACAACACGUCUGCUCGCCGUACAUCCUUUCUUUGACAUGCCCGAACCGGACGUUGAAGAUCCAUCUUAUAUGUGCGUAUUGAUUUUGGUACUGAACGCCGCGCAGCACUGCACUACUAUGUUACCGCUGUUCGAGGAACAUACUGUCAAGCAUUAUACCUAUCUACGCGAUACUAUGCCGCAUUUGGUACCACACCUGCCAAUAGGCGACACAAAACAGUCCCGAAGCGAGAAGAGUGAAGCGGCAAUAGAUGAUAGCGCCGUGAUACGCUUCUUCGACACAGUGUUGCAGCACAUAGACAAUGUCACCCUGUCGACUAUGGUCAGACUCAAAAUGCUGCAGUCGGCAGAAGAACAGCUCAACAAAUUAUCAGAAAUGGAGCCUAUGGUAUCAGGCGCAGCUAACUUCACGGCACUGUUCGCCCGCUGCGUUCUAUCCUUGCACACGGCCUUGAACGCCACCAACGGGCCCCCCACUCACGCUUUGCAACAACUGACAACGGACUGCCUCAGGCUGCAAUACCAGUUCAGUGGUGUAUCGGAACAAGAGAACGCUUGUGUAUGGCAACUUGCUCUAAGGGUGUGCGCGGCGAGACUUCUUGCUGCCGUACAGAAUGCUACAGUAGCUAACACCGGAACUGGUAACACUGGAAACACUGCAAGUGGAAUUGUGGCCUUAUCCGCAGCCACAGCCUUGACCCACCACGCUGAACUGUUGGACCGAAUACUGGCCUCUGCAGGAGUGGAACCAGAUCCGUUCACAAUAGCGGUGUUCCAGCAACUGUCGCAGAGCGGAGAGCACAAGCCGUCGGCGUUGGCGCGCGCGGUGCAACCGCUACUGCUUUCUGCCCCGCUGCCCGUCAUACCGAAACCAAAUCUAAAAAUAAGAAUGUGUUCAGCGAGCAUAAUAGAACCGGCCACAGACAACGACACAGUUCUGCGGUUCUGCGCGGGGCUCAUCACCGGCGUUGCGCUCGAGGCGGAGGUGGUCCGGGUGAAAGACCCGUCCGCACUGCGCGUCCGGGUGGCGUACCCGGACACGCGUGUGCACGCACUGGUACCACCGCGGGACCACUUGCGUCCACUGGACCACACUAACACUAAUGAUGAUGGAACACAAAACGUGCGUCUACUAACUAAAGUGCUGAUAUCGCAUGGCGUAUGGACGGAACCUUGCGGAGUGGACAUAUCCGUAUGCCUCGCGGUAGAAGAAGGUAGCAGUCGGGACGCGGCGCCGUUAGUGGAACUGUGCCGGCCUGUACGCGUCACCGUAGCCCCUAAACCUAUCAAACGGGGUAUUUAGUUACUACUCUUAAACUACAUUACAAAAAAAAUGCAGAGAUCUGUAACGGACUAAUCGUGGUUUAAAUAUUCGGUAUAUAUUAAUGAUGACGAUGGUGCAAACUUUGUUGUACGUAAAUCUAAACUAAAUUGUCUUUUCAAAUCUCUCAAAUAACAUAAAUAGUUAUUAUUUUGAGAUGUACAUGUUAACUUAUUCAUUAUCUAACAAAGGUAAACCAGCUAAGUGUCUAAUGAUAUUGUUAAAAUUUUACAUUAUUUUACAUAGGAAGCAACCUACAAAAAGUGCGAGUGACGUGGUGCGUCGGCGGUAUAUAUAUUUAUUUAUUUAUUUAUUCCCAUCUUACAUUUUUGUCAUUACAGGAAAAAGU